This is a messenger RNA of Notolabrus celidotus (New Zealand spotty), 957 nucleotides long. It is a transcript of the gene c9h12orf43, whose product is annotated as chromosome 9 C12orf43 homolog. The transcript has 6 exons. Gene Ontology annotation, biological process: Wnt signaling pathway; negative regulation of Wnt signaling pathway; Spemann organizer formation. Bases 43 to 783 code for a protein of 246 amino acids. NCBI's taxonomy places the organism in Eukaryota, Metazoa, Chordata, Actinopteri, Labriformes, Labridae. The record is from RefSeq and is a predicted model, not a curated record.
CUCGGCUCAAAACACAACAGUCGCCCCGCACAUGUUUUCAUCAUGGCGGCCCCCAUCAGAAAGAUGGUUGGUGUGUCUGACGACUCCAGCAGCAGUGACGACGAGGUGCUGAGGAGAUGCCAGGAGGCUGUUUGGGAGGCUAAAGUUAACAAGAAGAAAGAUGGAGACAACAUAGUACCACAGUCAAAGCGUGUUGUUGUUGCCGAACAUGAACAUGAUGGAAACGAGCUCCAGGUCACAAAAGGGUUUCAAACACACGUAGCUAAAAAGUUGGGGAAUUAUCUUGACAACUGUAUAACAGAAAUGCAGACUGAAAAUUCAACCCGUGUUGACUCUGCAAAAAGUGAGGAUGAUGAUGAUGAAGGAUUUCGUCUGUUUUCUUCAUCAGUCCCGGGACAAAAAGCUGAGGAUCCUCCAGCACCUGUGAGGCGUCGGCCUGUACCCAGUUCAAGUGACAGUGACAGUGAAAUGGAAAUGAAGCUGAAGGAGGCAGCAGUGUCCAUCAAAGACCUCUUACCCUCGUUGUCCUUGCCUUCCACGGGCCAAGCUCCCUCUGCAGAGACUCCCUGCUCAGAAAAAGUAAAGAAAAAGAAAAAGAAGAAAGCAACAGAGGAAGAAGAGAACCAUGUUGUUAAGAAGAAAAAAAAGAGGAUCCCGAAUCAAGAAGACAGUGACUCUGUAGCCUCUCUUCUGAAUGCUCAAAACAAUGGUGAACAGGAACACACAGAAGUACAGGUGAAACGGAAAAAGAAAAAGAAGAAAGAAUUAAACAUGACGGACUGAAGAUCUCAGGACCUGGAACACAUUUUUAGCUUUUUUGUCGGUUGUCCAGUCUGCCACUUGAAAUAAUAGAACAGUUGUAUAUUUUACAUAAUUUUGUAUAAAAGAUGCAGCAAGUACAUCAAACUGUAUCAAGAGGAGUUUUUCAAUAAAAAUCUUCAAUGCUUGUUGUUGAAA